ACUCCAUCCCCUCAUCCAGAUCACCAAUAAAGAUAUUGAACAGGAUGUGUCCUCGUACCAACCCCUGGGGAAUGCUACUCAUGACCAGCUGCCAGCUGGAUCUCAGUCCAUCCACCACCACUCUCUGGGCCCAGCUUUCCAGUUCUUUACCCUGCAACACAUGUACUGUCCCAGCCACUGCUGCUGCUUCUCCAGGAGAAUGCUGUGGGAGAGAGCCAAAGACUUUGCUGAAGUCUACGUAGAUUACAUCCACAGCCUUUCCCUCAUCCACCAGCUGGGUCAGCCGGUCAUAGGAGAUCAGGUUGGUUAGACAGGACCUGCUUGUCAUGAAGCCAUGCUGGCUGGGCCUGAUCCCCUGGUUGUCCUGCACAUGCCGUCUGAUCUCACUGGAUGAUCUGCUCCAUAACCUUCCCUAGCACUGAGGUCAGGCAGACACAUCUGUAGUUCCCCAGAUCCUCCUAAUGACCCUUCCUGUAGGUGCAUGUCACAUUAACCACCUGCAGUCAUCUGACACCUCCCCAGCUGACCGGGACCACUGAUAAGAUGAUGGAAAGCAGUUUGGCAAUCGCCUCACCAGCUCCCUCAGCAACCCCAGGUGGGUCCCAACAGCCCCACAAACUUGGUACAGCCCAGGUAAGGCAGCGGAUUGCUGUUUCCUUCUGAAUGUGGGGUUUUGUUCUGCUCCCCACUCCUGCCUUCCAACCCAGGGGGCUGAAUACCUUGAGUUUUACUGGCUUGACUAUUAAAGGCAGACGUAAAGAAGGCAUUGAGAAUCUCAGCCUUAUCCUCAGUGACAGCAUUCCUCGCCACAGCCCCGACACGGCUGACGGAGCCCUGUGUGAGGCACUGCAUCCCAUGGCCACCCCACGAGGACAUUGCUGAGCACACUGUGCUGCUGGUGGCACAUUAACUGGAUGGGAGGCGGUGGGGUCAGAGUCCGGCGGUCAGUGUCCGUGGGGCCGUGGGCAGGGGAUGCACCGCGCCGCAGCGCUGCCGAAAUCCAUAGCAGCUCUCCUGCGGGCUCGCAGCACAGCUGGCUGUGCCAUGGCUGCUUCCACACCUCGUGUCCCCCUACCCCGUGAGCUGCUGCGGCCGCUGGCCGUGCCCCACCGGCUGCUGCUGGGGCCGGGGCCCAGCAACGUGUCCCCCCGAGUGCGGGCAGCUGGUGGCCAGCAGAUCCUGGGCCACAUGCACCCCGAGGUGCUGCAGGUGAUGGAUGACAUCAAGGCGGGCAUCCAGUAUGCCUUCCAGACACAGAACCGGCUCACAUUGGCCAUCAGCGGUACCGGGCACUGCGCCAUGGAGGCUGCCCUCAUCAACCUGCUGGAGGGCAAUGACACCAUGCUGGUGGGCACCAACGGCAUCUGGGGACAGCGCGCUGCUGACAUCGCCAGGAGGCUCGGAGCCAAGGUCCAUGAGCUGCUGAAGCCUCCGGGCGAGUACUUCACCCUGCAGGACAUUCAGGAGGGCCUGGCACAGCACAAACCCUCGAUGCUCUUCAUCACCCAUGGCGAGUCCUCCACGGGGGUCCUGCAGCCGCUGGAGGGGCUGGGCGAGCUGUGCCACCGGCACGGCUGCCUGCUGCUUGUGGAUGCGGUGGCAUCGCUCGGGGGAGCGCCCAUCCUCAUGGACCAGCAGGGGAUUGAUGUACUGUACACGGGGUCCCAGAAAGCCCUCAGUGCCCCCCCUGGCAGCUCUCCCAUCUCAUUCAGUGAGCGAGCAAGGGAGAAGAUGCUGAGGAGGAAGACGAGGCCCCCAUCCUUCUACCUGGACAUGGACUGUCUGGCAAGCUACUGGGGCUGCAGUGGCGAGCCGCGCAUGUACCACCACACGGUGCCCAUCAGCGGCAUCUUCUGCCUGCGGGAGGCCUUGGCCAUUCUGGCAGAACAGGGCCUGGAGAACUCGUGGGAGCAGCACCAGGCUGUCUGCACUCGCCUGUGCCAGGGGCUGCAGGAUCUGGGGCUGGAGCUCUUCGUGAAGGAGGAAGCAGUGCGGCUGCCCACUGUCACCACCGUCAGGGUGCCUGAAGGCUACAACUGGAAGGAGAUCACAGCCUUCCUGAUGGAUAAGCACAGUAUUGAGAUCUCUGGGGGCCUAGGCCCCACUGCAGGCAAGGUGCUGCGGAUCGGCCUCAUGGGCUACAACGCGACCCAGGACAACGUGGACCGCCUGCUGCGGGCCCUGCGAGACGCCCUGCAGCACUGCCAGCACAGCAGGCUGUGAGCAAAUGCCCACAGGGAGCAGAAC
Messenger RNA from Phasianus colchicus (ring-necked pheasant), 2247 nucleotides. It is a transcript of the gene AGXT, whose product is annotated as alanine--glyoxylate aminotransferase. Gene Ontology annotation, cellular component: peroxisome. The record is from RefSeq and is a predicted model, not a curated record. Gene Ontology annotation, molecular function: L-serine:pyruvate transaminase activity; L-alanine:glyoxylate transaminase activity. Lineage: Eukaryota; Metazoa; Chordata; Aves; Galliformes; Phasianidae.